Molecule: messenger RNA, 1665 nt
Organism: Symbiodinium natans
Lineage: Eukaryota; Dinophyceae; Suessiales; Symbiodiniaceae
Source: the annotation of a GenBank genome assembly
AUGGCGUCGAUCCUCGCCCUCGACAUCGAAGAACUCGCUGCCGCAAUCCGAGAGCGGCGCUUCUCGGCUCUGGAGGUGCUGCGCACGUACCGGGCCCGAGCCGAGGAGAUUCACCAUGCGUGCAAUGCAGUUGCAUACUGGCUACCGGAUGCAGAGCGCGAAGCACGUCAGGCUGAUGAGCACCUGCAGCGCACCGGCGAAGUUUUGGGCCCUUUACAUGGGGUCCCUUUCACUGUGAAGGACCACAUCGCUGUUGCAGGCACCCCUCUUACGGUUGGCACGCUGACGCUGAAAAGGCGCGGACUCAGAAGCGAGCAAGACGAUAACUUGGUUGCCACACUGCGCGCUUUGGGCGCUUUUCCCUUUGCAAAAUCGACAAUGGCGCAACUUGGAAUGUCCAUCGGUGGUGGGAGCCCGGUCCACGGUGACACGCUCAACCCCUGGGACACUCGGCGCACAUGCGGCGGCAGCAGUUCUGGGGAGGGUGCCCUGAUCGGCGGUGGGGCAUCUCCGUUCGGUAUCGGUUCUGACGUGGGCGGGUCGGUGCGAAUACCGUCAGCCUACUGCGGAAUAUCCGCACUGAAGCCCACCGUAGGCCGCCUUUCAAUCGACUUUGUCCGCGGUGGAGAGUACUUCACGCCCAUCGUUCUCGGGCUCAUGGCCAGAUCCGCAAAGGAUCUGGCGAUGUUGCACUCCCUGCUCUUGUCCGAUAUUCGGUUGUGCAAGGCCCCUCGAUUGGUGCCACUUUCCUUCGACAGUCUCGAGUUCCUGUCCAAGAGGAAGCUGCGAAUCGGCCACUUCUCGGAGGAGUUCACAUUUCCGCGGCCGUGCCCUGCUGUGCGUCGAGCGCUGCGGGAGGCGGCCCUGGCAUUCGAGGGGCUCGGCCACGAAGUCGUGCCUUUCGCGCCCCACAGUGGCGGCAUUGUGACAAGAGACAUGUACUGGGACCUCAACACAUCUUUCUACAUCUCUGCCGGUCCGUAUGAGGACUCCCCGAGUUCGGAAAGCAAUCCGAGAGAGGGGAGAAACCACGAUCACAUCCGGAGGCUGGUGAUGCCUUCGUGGACCGAUGAUGAUGAGCCCGUACAUCCUGAUGCAGCUGCGAGUGCUACAGGACCUUAUGAGAAAUGGUCCAGUGUGGACAUACAGCACGCGGGGGCUCUGCGAGGCAGUUGCCUGGGCUAUGAGCGAAUCAUGCACAGACGCGACGUUCUACGAGACAGGUUUUAUGAGGCCUGGCAGAAGGCCCGUUUGGACGUGCUGGUAUGCCCGGUGUAUCCUACUCCUGCUCCGCAUGUUGAGGAGGUCAGAAACACGGUGCAGACAACGAUCUCAACGCGAAUCUUCAAUGUGCUAGACAUGCCUGCUGGUGCUGUCACUGUGACAACAGUCCAAGACGCGGACUUGAAGGAACCAUAUGAUGCAGGCAUCGAGAAUCCUCACAUUUCCAGGAUGGUGACCCGUGCGGUGCAAGAUUCCCUUGGACUACCAGUUGCUCUGCAAUUGGUGGCGCUGCCUUGGAGGGAGGAGCUUUGCCUUCGUGCCAUGUGCGAGCUGGAGCGAGUCAUGCCGGUGCAAGGCUCCUUUCAUUCGCUGCGGCCAGUGCCGAGGCGGAGCCCGACCUUGGGGGCAGCGCCUGAGAUGCUUUCAAAAUCAAGGCUUUAA